AGUAUGUUCAGUCGUGUUCGUCCAUUCGUCGUGAUGCCGCGGUGGUUUCAGGGUCCACGCUGCACCAAUCUUGUCCGAUUGGACGGUCAAGUAGCAGUUAUCACGGGGGCUAAUACUGGAAUCGGUAAAGAAACUGCCCGCGAACUCAGUCGAAGAGGUGCUCAAGUCGUCAUAGCUUGCAGGGAUAUUGAGAAGGCCGAAGAUGCCGCCAGAGAGAUCUCAUCGGAAACAAAAAAUGCCGUAACAACAGUGAAGCUAGACUUGGCAUCCCUGAAUUCCAUUCGGAUGGCAGCUCAAAGCUUGAAAAUACAGCAACCCAAAAUCCAUCUUCUUAUCAACAAUGCGGGAAUAAUGGUGUGUCCUCAAUGGAAGACGGAGGACGAUUUCGAAAUGCAACUGGGCGUAAAUCAUUUGGGCCAUUUCUUAUGGACUCUCAUGCUACUCGACAACGUUAAAGAGGCUGCUCCAUCUCGAAUUAUCAAUGUGUCUUCAAUUGCUCAUACAAGAGGACGAAUGGACUUCGAUGACAUCAUGAUGGAGAAAAAUUACGAACCUACGCGCGCAUAUUGUCGAAGUAAAUUAGCCAACAUCCUUUUCACCAAAGAAUUGGCUGAUCGUCUUAGAGGUACCGGAGUUACUUGCUAUUCGCUUCAUCCUGGAGUUGUUCAGACAGAGUUAGGGCGACAUCUGCGGGUGACUACCAAUCGUUUGAUAGAUGACCUGUUUCAUUGGUUUGGACGAUACUUUUUUAAAACGGCUGAAAUGGGCGCCCAAACGAGUAUUUACUGCGCUACAGAACCAUCGCUUUCCAAUAAGACCGGCCUUUAUUACAGUGAUUGUGCUGAAGUGAGACCAUCAAGGCAAGCCGAAAACAAAGAGUCUGCACGUCGUCUGUGGGAAAUCAGUGAGCAGUUAGUGAACUUCAGUUACACCACGGAAUAAUUUGUCUCGCCACACCAAAAAACAAAGAGCCUGCACGUCGUCUGCAGGAAAUCAGCGAGCAGUUAGUAAUUUUCAACUCAGAUUAAUUUUCCUCAUCACACUGUAUGACGUUUAAAUAGGUAAAUUGAACUCUCGUAA
This is a messenger RNA of Daphnia magna, 1080 nucleotides long. RefSeq names its product retinol dehydrogenase 12. The record is from RefSeq and is a predicted model, not a curated record. The transcript has 9 exons. NCBI's taxonomy places the organism in Eukaryota, Metazoa, Arthropoda, Branchiopoda, Diplostraca, Daphniidae. Bases 4 to 942 code for a protein of 312 amino acids.